This is a messenger RNA of Babesia bigemina, 2200 nucleotides long. RefSeq lists its product as hypothetical. NCBI's taxonomy places the organism in Eukaryota, Apicomplexa, Aconoidasida, Piroplasmida, Babesiidae. The annotation marks the transcript as partial. The record is from RefSeq and is a predicted model, not a curated record. The transcript has a single exon.
AUGACCUCUAUAAACCAUACCAAUAUCUUGUGCCUUGUCACCCUUCGCUUCCCUUCUUCCACCUCUUGCCACUGCCCUGACCAUGUGCCGCCUAGGGAGCUUGACAAGAAAUUUGACAAAAUUUUAAACCUUAAAAUUACCUCAAAUAACAACCCUGCUAACAUCCUUACUAACCUCUGCACUGGCCUCGAAAAGUUUCUCGGCUUCGACAAAGACUCCAAAGGUUACGACGGCUCUGGGAUAGUGUACUCUGACCUGGAUAGGUUGUGUGACGGGGUGAUGGGAUUUUUGAGUGGUGUGCUUGGUGCGGUGAAAAACGAAAAUGAAGUGACAACUUAUGAUACUAAUAAAGAAUUAAAUGAUAUAUUAAGCAAUUUACAAAAUUCGAUAGGUAAGGGCUCUAGUGUAUUUUCCUCUCAGAUUACGCAGGUGUCCCAGUGGCUUGACAGGUAUGAGAUGUAUCUUGGCAGGAAAACUGGAGCAGUAACAAGCGAAUUAAGUGAGUUAAAAGACAAUAAAAUUGGCGAUGAAUUCAUGAAACGUGUUGCAGGUAAAGGUCACGAAAAACUUCAGAAGCAAUUAGAGGACUGGACCACGGUGGUCGGAGAGAUUGAGACUCAGUUGAAUACUAUAGAAAAAGAUAAAGUCAAUGUGCUCAAUAAGUCGUUGCGAGAACAAAUUAAACGUGAAAUGAAAGAUGUUAGAAACGCAUUGUGGCUGUUGAAGGAGAGCGCUGGCAAGGAGGAUUUCAAGAGGCAGGUGAAGGUAGUGGAUGGCGACUUGGAGACACAGAAGACGAAUGUUGGCAGUGCCAUAAAUGUAAGUUGUGAUGCGUUACAGGAUACCUUACAUACUGUGUUUAGCAAGGUCGUGGUUGAAAUUGAGAAUCUAAGGGCAAAGAAGGAUGAGCAUUUCGCGUCAUUAAAAUAUUAUCUUGACACGACGUAUCACGAAGUGCAGCAGUUGUUUGGCAAAUUUGACGAAGAAUAUAAGAUUAAAAUAAGUGGAAACUUAUAUGACAUUAAAACGGAGAUUGAGAAAUAUGUCAAGUAUGAUUCUAGCGCUUUCCUGCAGACACAGUUCACUAUCGUUAAAGACAAUGUCGCAUCGUUUGCAACUAAAGUAAAGAGUAAUCUGAAAUCAUUGAGAGAUGAUAUCAAAAAUGCGAUAAAGGUUCAUGUUAAGAAUGUGCAGGAGCCGUUCGAUAGAAUAAAAAAGGAGAUAGGUAAUGAUAACAAUGGUGCCAAAACAGGUAUGUUUGAAUUUAUGAGUGAACUUAAACGUGAGAUUAUAGAUCUUGUCGAUGGUUUGACAAAUGCAGAUGCAAAUCCAGUCGCGGGUAGCGCUCUGGGUAAACCCACACGGAAACCUAUUGGAACGAUGCAGCAAAUAGCGGAUAACAUUAAAAAGUGGGCCGAGACGUUUAGUGGAACUGAAGAGUUUGGAAAAAGGGUUAAGGGAUGGAUUGAAAACAUUUUGAAGGAGGAUGAAUAUGUUAAGCUCAAAAUUAAGCACUAUGUUCAGACGGUUAAGGGAGAAAGUGGAUAUAACGAUUAUUUUGAUACUACAUUUAUAAAAACAGACAGUGGUGAAAUUGAGGGUGCGAAGAUCACAAAUAUUGCGGACGUAAUUAAAAGUCAGCUUGGUACCGACAUUGACAACGCCGGCAAAUUAGUGAAACGUAUGAUCGAUCCAGAAGAUGAUGAACGCAAAGGCAAAAUUCAACAUCAUAUGACAGCCGUCGAGGAAGGUAUACGUAUUUUUGUAAGCGGACUUGAGGCAAUAUAUAAGAAGCAAGUAGGCGGUGUGACAACUAGUACGGCGAUGUAUACACUGUCAGACACCAUUGCUGGAGAGAUUACGAAGAAAGUCAAAUCAAAAUUAAAUAAUAAACCGCCCAUUCACGAACACGUUCUUCAAGCUGCUGUACAAGCGAUACUACACCGACUGGUCGGAAGAGCUAGUCAGGCCGCCUCCGAUCUUGAUUGGCUUAUUGGAGAUCGUGAGAAUCAGAUUAAAAUAGGGAACGUUGAGGAAGCUAUUAGGAAAAUUAAUGACAUUAGUGAUAAACUUACUACCACCCCAGGCAAUGAGAUUACAAAGGCGCUGUCUUUUGUGAAGCAGGAAAUUGAUAAGCUCGACGCUGCUCUCAAUAAUGGCAUGACCGUCAACCUUCAGAUGAUUUCACACGAAUCUCUGC